This is a messenger RNA of Linum trigynum, 4350 nucleotides long. NCBI's taxonomy places the organism in Eukaryota, Viridiplantae, Streptophyta, Magnoliopsida, Malpighiales, Linaceae. The record is from the annotation of a GenBank genome assembly.
GCGUGGGGAUACUCCGUAAACUCGUUUCCCAAGCCACAACACAAUCUAUCCCGCAAUCUUACCAAAAACCCUAGCGCCUGCUCUCUCCCUUCCCUCUUUCCAUGGAAUCCGUCGUCGAGGAAGCUUCGAACCCGCAGUUCCAUCUCUCAGAUCCCUCUCCUCCGCCAGAAAACCUGGCUCUGGACACUGCCGAGCCGCCUUAUUCGGAUAAACCGCCCCAAUCUGACGACUCCUGUCUCGGUGCCGCUGGUAAUAAUUGUCAGAUCGAGUUCCCCAAGCCUAGGCUCGACUUCACCAAGCCUCUCCUGUCCGAGAAUGGACUCACCAACACAAACAGCGGUGACAGGGACUUCUCCGGCGGCGAAGAGGAGACUACGAGCCGUCGCAAGCGGAGGAGCCGCUGGGACCCGCAGCCGGACGGUAGCGGUGGCAAUCAGGCGGCCGAUGGAGGCGGGAGCAAUAACGGUAGCAGUAAUAAUAAUAAUGAAACCGGGAGUGGUGCUCGGAAGAGGAAGUCGAGGUGGGCGGAUGAUGAGCCGAAGCCUGUGAUUCAGCUCCCUGAUUUUAUGAAGGAUUUCACCGGAGGUAUUGAAUUCGACCCCGAAAUCCAGGCUUUGAAUGCUAGGCUUCUCGAGAUUAGUAGGAUGUUACAGUCUGGUACGUCACAGUCUGGUUUGCCGUUGGAUGAUAGACCUGAAGGAGCUAGGUCUCCUUCUCCUGAACCUAUUUAUGAUAACAUGGGAAUUAGGAUCAAUACUAGAGAGUAUAGGGCCAGGGAGAGGUUGAACAAAGAGAGGCAAGAGAUUAUUUCACAGAUCAUCAAGAAGAAUCCUGCUUUUAAGCCUCCUGCUGACUACAGGCCCCCAAAGCUUCAUAAGAAGCUAUACAUACCAAUGAAGGAAUACCCAGGGUAUAACUUUAUUGGAUUGAUUAUUGGACCUAGGGGGAACACGCAGAAAAGAAUGGAGAGGGAAACCGGUGCUAAGAUUGUAAUUCGAGGGAAAGGGUCGGUGAAGGAGGGCAGGCUGCAGCAGAAGAGGGAUUUGAAGCCGGAUCCUUCUGAGAAUGAAGAUUUGCAUGUUUUGGUUGAGGCUGAGACUCAGGAGGCCUUGGAUGCUGCUGCUGGCAUGGUUGAGAAGCUUUUGCAACCGGUUGAUGAGGUUCUGAACGAGCAUAAGAGGCAGCAGCUUAGGGAACUAGCUGCUUUGAAUGGGACGAUUAGGGAUGAAGAGUAUUGUCGGUUGUGUGGUGAGCCUGGACACAGGCAGUAUGCUUGUCCAUCGCGGACUACAACGUUUAAGAGUGAUGUGCUCUGUAAGAUUUGUGGUGAUGGUGGACAUCCUACCAUUGAUUGCCCAGUUAAGGGAACAACUGGGAAGAAAAUGGACGAUGAAUACCAAAACUUCUUGGCGGAAUUGGGUGGGACGAUGCCCGAGUCCUCGAAUAAGCAAACUUCCACCUUGGCCUUGGGGUCAAGUGGAUCUGGAAGCAAUCCUCCAUGGGCUAACAACACUGGGGGUAUUGGCAGUGCAAAUCAAGCCGGACUAGGAGCCACUGAUGGUAAAUCAACAAAGGAAUAUGAUGAUACCAAUCUUUACAUUGGCUACUUGCCUCCUACUUUUGAUGAUGAUCGUUUGAUCCAGUUAUUCUCUGCAUAUGGUGAGAUUGUGAUGGCUAAGGUAAUCAAGGAUCGGGUUACUGGGUUGAGUAAAGGGUAUGGUUUCGUCAAGUAUCGUGAUGUUCAAAUGGCUAAUUCGGCAAUUACUGGCAUGAAUGGAGCUCGUGUUGAAGGUCGGACCAUUGCUGUGAGGGUGGCUGGUAAGCCUCCUCAGCCCAGUGUUCCUCCUGGCCCUCCUGCAUCCAACAUGCUGACAUACCCUGUAUCAAGUCAACCAGUUGGUGCCUAUCCAUCCCAGCAGUUCACCCCUGGUGGUCCUCUUCCACCUGUCCCUCCGGGGAACUAUGCUGCGCCUCCUCCGAGCUAUGGAGGUCCCCCUGUUCCUUGGGGACCACCUGUUCCGCCUCCCUAUGCUCAUUAUCCUCCACCCCCACCCGGUGCGAACAUGUAUCCACCACCUCCUCCUCCUCCUGGACACCCAAUGGCACCUUAUGGCAUGCAAUAUCCUCCACCGGUGCCUCCGGCUCCCGGUGCUCCUAAUCCAGCAGUGACUUCUGAAGCUCAACAAAGUUACCCACCAGGCGUCUCGGCGGAGAACCACACUUCUGCUCCGCCUCCUGCAUCAUCUAAUAUCUAUGGGAACGUUCCACCAAUGCAAUCUUCCGUUCAACCACUUUAUGCAACAGCUUCUCUAGGUUACUCAUCGUACUAUAGUGCAGUUCCUCCUGCUGCUGCUCCUAUGCCGACAAGUGAUCACUCCCAGGGGAUGAGCAAUUUACCUUGGGCUCCAAAUCCACCACAACCGCCACUUCCAGGAGCUUCCACUGGAGAGAAAACGAACUAUGGAGCUGAUGCAGAGUAUGAAAAGUUCAUGUCAGAGAUGAAAUGAUGCCUCACUUUGUGUUGCUGGUACCUAUUUGUUAAGAGGUAUGUUCUCAUCUGUAAUUUUAUGCAUGCUAAAAUUAAACGUUGUACUUAUAACUGAUAAUUUUUCACUUAGAGGUAGAAUUACACUUUCCUGAUCUUCCAAAUAACUGAGGAAAGUACACAACGAGUAACCUAGUUAUCAUUUAACUCGAGUUACAACUUUCUCUUUUCUGUAUAACUGAAGCAUGCAACACCUGUGUUCUUAUAGUCCUGGAGGCAAAUGUAUAUCCUUAGGAUUCCCAAGUACUGUAACUGAUUACUUUCAACUCCUCAAUUCCUCUACUUUUCAGAAGGGAAAAAAAAUAAAACCCUUGAAAGUUUAGUGGUACUAUUUAGUGGUCGUCAUCAUGCCUCUGUCAGUGAAGUGAUUGAGAAUUGAGAUGCUUCACAUUGACAUGAAGUGAACAAUAUUUGUACUAUAAUGUUUUUAUGCUUCUCAUGGCCUUGGAGGUGGAUUCUGAAUUUGCAUUACUAUUGCUCUGCUUAGUUGGAGCUGAUGAAUGUCAGUAUGUGAGUUUACUGUACAACCGAGAAUCAUUGAAUAAUGAUGUGCCUUCAUAUCUGCUGAUUCCUAUCCAUCACAUAUAUCCACUAUAUGAUUAUAUUGUCAUACCAUCUCAUGCUAUGUUCUUUCUAUUUACACUUCUUAAUCAGUUGUUUUUGUCGUUAUUGGAUAAUUUUUCAGGCCUGAUGUUUCUUGGAGCAACCUGAUUUCUUACAUCUUGCCAUGACUUUGAAGUUUGGGACUCACAUCUUUAACCUUGCUGUACUGUUAUGACAUUUGCAGAGAUUCGUGCUGCUAUUACAAUCCACAGAGCCUCUCAUAUCAGAGAAUCGAUCGGAGUUUUAUUGAUGUUCCUCACUGUUUUGUAGGACUUAAAUCAUUAUAUUCUUGUGGAUAAUGGUGCUUCGAUAUUAUGCUUUUUAUUUGCUAAUCUUUCUUUUAGUGCUUCAUUUCAAAAUUAUUAUGGAAAUUGGAGACAUGUCUCCUGCUGUUGUGUUUGUGUCCUACAGGUUGUUCACAUUGGGACUCUGGUUUCUGUCAUACUUUCUAUGUUAAGCUCUCAAUAUUUUGUUAUCUUAGUGCUCCUGAUGUUUCUUGGGGUUGGCAUUCCUUCGAGGCAUUCAAAGGUAUAUAAGCAAUUCCCUGGAAUGUCGAGGCCUUUUUGGUAGGUUGGAGAAGCUGCUGCUGCAGCUCAUAUCUAUCUGUGUUCAUGUUAUAUUUGUUCAUGAAGCGCUUCCUUGACAUGGUACUUCCUUUCAAUACACACACUGACGAUUCCUUAUUGGAACGUAGAGAUGAUUCGGAUUUCGGUAGGUUGAAAUGACACUGCUACAGAUGUUUCGAGACAACUCAAUUCUGCGUUUUUCUUCUGUUGAUGCUCUCACUGUUGCAUAGCAUAGACUGGUGUUAUACUGGAGCUCAUUGUAUGGUAAACGUGUUAGACGAGUUAGGUGCUCGUAUAUAGGGCUAGUGAUCAGGUUCUUAUGGCAGCGCAUAAGCUCUUCUUCUAAAGUGGGAACUUAACCUCUAGUUGCAGGUCUUUCAGAAGAUAAUCCAGCUUGGAAUAUAUUGAGUUAAUGCCUUUUCUCUUGAUAUUUUGCUGACCCUCUGCUCUAACCCCUUGUAUGUGAGUUGGUCAGGAAUCGUUGAAAAUGGUAAGAGGGAAUUUGUUGCCAGCAAAGGCUCUCUCUCUGGACUUUGUCAAAGGAGAUUCUGGGGUUGGCGAUCGGCUAUUAGUGUUGUCAAGAGAGAGUUAGGGUUCCUUUGUCCGAAUAGAAAACAAUAAAUAACAUUGUUAGGC